CGCGGGAAGAGACCAGGCCGGCCGCGCAAGAGACAGGGCAAAGGGGGGACCGGACUGGGCAUGCGCGCUGCACCGGCCGCAUUCCCACCUGGCGGAUGCGUCGAAAAUGACGUUUGUGGGCGGGGCGAUGACGUCAGAGGGCCGGGCGGAGAGCGGGGCGGGGCUCGUGCUCACGUGGCGCGGACGCGACGGAGAGCAGGUAGGGGGAGAGAGAGCCGGGGAGGCCCCCCCAAAGCAGAACCGGGGACCCCUUGCAAAGAGCCCCCCCAACCCUGAUCCGCUGCCCCGGGAAAGGGGCGGGGGGCGGGUCCAGGCACGUCCCUCGAGGGGAGGGCUCGGGGAGACCCCCUUGCGCCCCCCACCCGCCCCCAUGCCGGGCCGGAGCAGCCGAGCGCAGAUGGUCCGAGGCGCCUGCGGUGUAAGUAGCUGGAGUGGGGGCCCCUAGACCCCCCCAUCACGCCUUCUGGGGGGCAGAAAGCCGGCCUGGCUGGGGGGCUGCUUUCUGGCUCAGUGCAGGCCUGGGGGGGGGGUAAUGGGGUCCCUGCCACGCCCCCAAGCCCCCCACUUUCCUCCCCCAGGUCCUUCUCCUGGCGCUGCUGAUGCUCCCUCUGCUGCGCACGGCCUGCCAGCUCUUCUCCUCCAUGGCCGCCUCCGCUGGGGGCCCCUACGUCCCCGGGACCCUCUCGGCCGCCUUCGUCACCUGCCCCAACCAGACCGUCGCCAAGGAGAUUGCCAGGUGAGCCCCGCCUGGGGGGUUGGGAUGGAUGACCCCUGGAGUCCCUCUCCAAUCUGCUGCUCCAGUUGGAAAGCAGGGCCACCCUGGGAGCUUCCUUCCGCCUUGCCCCCCCCCCGACUGAUGGCGAGGGGGGCUCUGGCCGGCCCUGAGGGUCUCUCUCUCCCUCUGUCUGCCCACCCCGCAGGGCCGUCGUGGAGAAGAAGCUGGCAGCCUGCGUCAACAUCGUCCCCCAGAUCACCUCCAUGUGAGUGAGGAGGGCCAACCCUCCGCCCAGCUCAGGCGUGGGCCAAGGUGGGGCUGCGAGGCGGCAGGGCACCCCAGAGAAGGGGGGCGGGGGUACACCACCCACCCACCUCCCCAAACCCAGGCUGAGGGUUGGGGUUGGACUAGAUAACCCCUGGGGUCCCUUCCAGGAUUCUGGGGAUUUCCUUCCUGUGCAAUUUCAUUUCGUUAUUAUAUUUACAUACUUUAUUAUUAUUAUAUACAUUUCAAUUACUCCCACCAGGAACUCCGCAAGGGGGAAAAGCUGGGCCCGGGCCCCUUUGCACCCUCUGCAAAAGGGCUCCCCCCCUUCCUGGGGGGCAUCACAAGCCACACCCUCUUUUUAUUUCAUCACAUUUCUGCAUGGCCCACCCUUCCUUCCUGGGUGCCAUAUGUGGUUCUGCUGCCCCUCACAACGGCCCAGUGAGGCAGGCCACGGCCAAGAAGGGGCUCCCAGGCCCCUCGCCUGAUGCUCUAACCACUGCCCCACCGCUGCCUCCCCAUCUCUCUGUCUCUCUUGCAGCUACGAGUGGAAGGGCAAGAUUGAGGAGGACUCGGAGGUGCUGCUGGUGAGUCCCUCGGGCCCCUGCUGCCCCCCUCCCUAUAGGUCCACAGAGGCGAGGGGGAAAGCGGCCUCCAAACGCCCAGCUGCAUCGCCUGGUCCUUGGACUGCUGCAGUGUGCUGGGGGGCAGGGCAGCCGCCCAUUAAGGAGGUGCUGUGUUGGGCACCUGGGAGGGAUUUCUGGCCUGGCGCCCCCCCAGGCCAGGAGGGGGCAGAAGCAGCCCAGAAUACGUUGGGAGGCUGCUCAGAGCAUCCCCUCUAACCAUUGGGCAUCACUUCCAGUCGAUGAACGCUUUGCAUUCAGAUCCUUCCUCUCCCCCCAACAGAUGAUCAAGACGCGCAGCUCUCGUGCCUCGGCCCUGGCAGAGUUUGUCCGGUGAGUCGCUUGGGGGUGAGGAUGGCCGGGGGGACACACAUUGAAGGACCCCCACUCCAGCCCCGCUGUGAGGUGACGCCCCCUUUUCUGCCCCUGCAGGUCGGUGCACCCUUACGAAGUGGCGGAAGUGAUCGCUGUCCCCAUCCAACAGGGGAACCCUCCCUACCUGCAGUGGGUCGAGGAAACUGUCCCAGAGUGAAGCGGAGUGGCUGGGGGCCAAGAAGGAGAGCAGAAAUAAACACCUCUCCGCCCCUGCCUGGUGGGGAGAAAGCCAAG
Molecule: messenger RNA, 2211 nt
Organism: Podarcis lilfordi (Lilford's wall lizard)
Lineage: Eukaryota; Metazoa; Chordata; Lepidosauria; Squamata; Lacertidae
Source: the annotation of a GenBank genome assembly